CAACUUAGGCAGGAAAAAAGAGAAAAUAAAAGAGGUGGUACCUAAAGCCUAAAGCCUAAAGAUAGGAAGAAUCACAUCCCAAUUCAACUUCCCUAACUGUCAACACUCUUCAGCCAAAUGGAGGCAGCUGCCAUGGAGCUUGAAGAUGAUGUUUUCUUUGCAGAUUUGAGCAGACAAAUCUCUCUUCUCAUUAUGGACGACGAAGACGUUGAAACCUCCACCACUCAUUCCUCUUCUGUUUCGCUUCAGGCGUUGGCGUUUUCAGAAGUGAUGCAUUAUCCCAAAAUAGGUGCAUCAUCAGAAUUGAUGUAUGAGCAGAUGGGCAGAAGAGAAAGCAAAGGAACUGGAGUGUUCAUCCCUUGUUCAUCAUAUCCCACCAAAAGGAAUAAGAACAAACAACCCAAAUUUUCAUCUUCCUAUAACUACUCCAAAUCUCAAAGGCCAUCCUCCCACAACUCGCCACCGCUCUCCAAUUCCUCGCACAACAAAAACCGGCCUUCACACCAACAACUCAACUCCACAUCAUUUUCCCUAGCUAGUUAAUUCUCACUCAAUAAUAAAUUAAAAAUUCUUUCUCCCAAAAAGUUAAAUCUGUUCUAAUCCCAAAGACCUCUCACACUUCGGGUUCGAGAGAGUAUGUGAGAAAAGGUAAAUCACUGUAACUUAGUGGCUCAACAGAAAGGGCCAAAUGCCGAUGCCAACAAGCUAAGGAAUCUAUCGGCAUAAAUUAAAUAUUCUAUCAUUGCAUAUCAGACUAUUUCAAUUAUGUACAAAGGAAGCUUUUUUUUUUUUUUUUUUUUUGAGAGAGAGAGAGAGGGGUUCAGUGUAAACUGCAUGGCCUCUUUAAUUUGUAAUAUAAUUGAAGGGUGUGAUUGUGUACAAGCUUGA
This is a messenger RNA of Ipomoea nil (Japanese morning glory), 888 nucleotides long. RefSeq lists its product as uncharacterized. Bases 118 to 543 code for a protein of 141 amino acids. The record is from RefSeq and is a predicted model, not a curated record. The transcript is spliced from 2 exons. NCBI's taxonomy places the organism in Eukaryota, Viridiplantae, Streptophyta, Magnoliopsida, Solanales, Convolvulaceae.